This is a messenger RNA of Spodoptera littoralis (African cotton leafworm), 1050 nucleotides long. The record is from the annotation of a GenBank genome assembly. NCBI's taxonomy places the organism in Eukaryota, Metazoa, Arthropoda, Insecta, Lepidoptera, Noctuidae.
AUGCCUAAAGGCGAUAGGUGUGUAGAAUGUUCGAUGUAUGAAGAAGAACUGAAGAAGUACAGUGAUGUCAACUCAAUGCCUGAAGAAAUAAAAACAAAAUAUGAAAAUCAUAAGUCUAAAGCUGACUCUGCUUUACAAAGAUACAGAUUAGACGGAACAAACAAAAACUCAAACAGAGUUAAAUAUAUUUCAAUGGAUUUGCAGAAAGUGAUCAUUUUACCAGAAAUGCCUGACAUUAAAGAUGCAUUUUUCAUGAGUCGUUUGGUUACUUUUAAUUUAACAUUUGCUCCAAUUGAAAAAAAGUCCAGCGAUUUUGCCACGUGCGUCCUUUGGCAUGAAGCUCAAUCUGGACGAGACGCAAGUGAUAUUGUAAACGCUAUAUAUGCUUUCUUACAGGCUAAUAGGGAUAUGGAGCACUUGUAUAUAUGGACUGAUAAUUGUACAGCCCAAAAUAAAAAUUGGACCCUUUACACAGCAAUGAUUACGAUAGUCAAUAACUCCUCGAAUGAUCUUAAAUCGGUAACAAUUAGCUAUCUAACAAAAGGUCAUACUCACAUGUCCGCGGAUGCAGUUCACGGCAAUAUAGAAUUGAAAAUGAAGAGACAAAAGAAUAUAUAUGAUUUUCAAGAUUUUAAGGAUACUGUGAUGCAAUCAAGGAAAAAUAUAAAAGUUAUAGAAAUCACUUGUAGAUAUGACUGGCCAAAAAAAAAGAGAGCUGUACGACAUAAUGAUCCCCUUAAAGAUUUUAAUUUAAACUCUGUUGUACAAGUGGAGUUUAUUGCUGGAUCAAGAAACCUUUUUUAUAAAACAAGAUUUGAUGAACCCUCUCGGGAAGUGGACUUUUUAAUUAAAAAGUUUGAUUGCACUGUUCUACCCAAAACUAUUGUCACUCACUAUCAAAGGGGCAUUAAACAGAAUAAAAAAGAAGAAAUUAUCAAUAAAUUGGUAUGUUUGAUGCCUGAAACAAGAAAGUCAUUUUGGCAUAAUUUACCUGUGAAUGACGAGUCUGCGGAUUUGACAAAUGAUGGGCAAAUGUCUGUACUUGAAUAG